This is a messenger RNA of Spirometra erinaceieuropaei, 277 nucleotides long. The record is from the annotation of a GenBank genome assembly. NCBI's taxonomy places the organism in Eukaryota, Metazoa, Platyhelminthes, Cestoda, Diphyllobothriidea, Diphyllobothriidae.
AUGGGUCAUAUGAAUUAUUCAAAUUUGGAAAAAUACCAGGUAAUUAGAUGAGCCUGGUAGUCACCUACUUGGGCAGUUAGCUUACUUGAAGAAGAAGAAGAAGAAGAAGAAGAAGGAGAAGAAGAAGAAGAAGGAGGAGGAGGAGGAGGAGGAGGAGGAGGAGAAGAAGAAGAAGAAGAUGGGCUCACCGAAACAGGUUUAUUUAGAUGCUGACAUUUCGAAGAGCCUGGUCGGCUCUCCACAGUCAAAGCGUAAAAUGCACUUAAUCGACCAGUAA